Messenger RNA from Ostertagia ostertagi, 483 nucleotides. The record is from the annotation of a GenBank genome assembly. NCBI's taxonomy places the organism in Eukaryota, Metazoa, Nematoda, Chromadorea, Rhabditida, Trichostrongylidae.
AUGUCAGAAAAAUCACAGGAGCCCAUACAUAGUGGGCAUUUCAUGACAUCAAAUCCACACACUGAGCCGCAACCAGACGACGAAGACGAGGAUGUUGAAGUGGAUGUCGUUGAAGAUGACGAAAAGCCUGACGACAUUGGCACAGGUACCGCCAAGGGUGAACGGGCAGCCUUGUAUGAGAAGCCCGUUACUUUCUACAAAUUCGGGCCAAAGAAGACACAGUCGAUUGCAAUAGAUGUUUCUCUGAACAAACUCAACAAGUGUAUCAAAGUGGCGUACAAUAAGAUGACAACACCAAAAUGGAAAGAUUUCAAAGGUCUUCGAUUACAUUGGAAACAACGAAUUCGUUUGAACAACGUUAUUUGGAGAGCUUACUACAUUGAAUUUCGAAUGCCUGCGAAAAAAUCGAAAAAGAAAACUCCUUUUUGUUACUUCGCGGUGCCUGAUGAUGAUGCCACACAUGCGAAGAUUGAAGUGCGUAUU